Messenger RNA from Penicillium cataractarum, 372 nucleotides. RefSeq lists its product as uncharacterized. The record is from RefSeq and is a predicted model, not a curated record. Lineage: Eukaryota; Fungi; Ascomycota; Eurotiomycetes; Eurotiales; Aspergillaceae. The coding region runs from base 1 to 372 and encodes 123 amino acids. The transcript is spliced from 2 exons.
AUGGCCCGCCAUCCGUCUCUUGAUUCCGAGCGACCCAUCAUGUCAAACUCGAACCGCACCUCUAAGCGCUUCUCCACCAUUAGCGGCAGCCCCUCGCUCGCCAACUCCGAGCGCACCAUCGGCAGUCUACCCAGCGGAGACCCCAGAGUCGCCGACAUCACCCACCUCGGCGAUGGUCUGGAGCGCUUGGAGAACAAGCCCCUGCAGGCGCAGCGCUUUGUGCCCACCGAAGAGAAGACCGACAAUCUGAACAAGUUGGCUCUCGGGGCCAAGGUGGAGCGCGCACUGGGACGAAGGAUGACCAGCCAGGAUGCCGUCAUGCGCAAGCCAGUCCUGAGCGAGAAGGCCGCAGCCGCUGCGACUACUUCGUAG